CGUGUGUAGACUACAGCAGGAAAGGAUUCUGGAGGACACAUUUCAGAGUGAAGUAGCAUGGAUGCCGUCAGCCAGGUCCCCAUGGAGGCUGUGCUCCCCAAGCACAUCCUGGCUAUCUGGGUCAUUGUCCUCAUCAUCCUGGCCAUCAUGGUCAUCAUGACCUCCUUAUUGCUGUGUCUGGUCACCGCGAUCAUUAUCUGUCACAUGCAAACUUAUUCUGUCCUCAAUGGGACUGAGAAU
This is a messenger RNA of Neofelis nebulosa (Clouded leopard), 240 nucleotides long. Its product is annotated as small integral membrane protein 3-like. Lineage: Eukaryota; Metazoa; Chordata; Mammalia; Carnivora; Felidae. The record is from RefSeq and is a predicted model, not a curated record. The annotation marks the transcript as partial. The transcript has a single exon.